Messenger RNA from Medicago truncatula (barrel medic), 1098 nucleotides. RefSeq names its product pentatricopeptide repeat-containing protein At1g12775, mitochondrial. Bases 1 to 1098 code for a protein of 365 amino acids. Lineage: Eukaryota; Viridiplantae; Streptophyta; Magnoliopsida; Fabales; Fabaceae. Gene Ontology annotation, molecular function: protein binding; mRNA binding. The record is from RefSeq and is a predicted model, not a curated record. The transcript has a single exon.
AUGCUAAGAAGAAGACGUGUUUCUAUUUCUACUAUUAUUCCCAGCAACAACAAGUUUUUUCAUCCUCCUCCUGCUCCUUAUGUUUCUUUGAAAUCAUACCCCGACGACAAGAAGAUGAAGAAGAAGAUGAAGCCGCUACACACUCCUCGUUUCCGUGAAGGUGACGAUGGUAUCAUGGCUUCAGUGAAAGCUGUUAAUUUAGCUACUAAUCGUUUUAAUAGCAUGCUAGGUUACUAUCCCAUAUCCGAUUUCAACUCCCUAUUUUAUUCUCUCCCGGACAUCCAUCAACACAGAACCAUUCUUAAACUUGCUAAAAAAUUUGAAUCUCAACCCCCUGACAGUCAUUAUGUUGUACCAGAUAUUGAUACUUGCUUAAUUCUCUUCACAUGUCAUGCUAGAUCAGGUAACUUCUCUUCGGCUUUCUUUCUUUUCCGUGAAAUCAUCGAAACUGACCAUCGUCCCUCUACUUCCAUUUUGAAUGAUCUUUUCCGAUCUCUUUGUAUCCGAGGCCACAUUUACAAUUACAUAACAUUAAAGAGCGGUUUUCAGUUGAACGAUAUUACCUAUUAUCUUCUAGUCAAUGGCUUAUGUCGUAUUGGAGAAGCUCAAAGAGCCAUACACUUGUUCAGACAGGUUAAGAUCAACAUUAACUGCAAUACUAUUGCUCUCACAGACUUCUAUAACUCAAUCAUACUCACCCUCUGCAAAGAUAGACUAGUAAAUCAAGCCUAUGACUUCUAUUCUGAAAUGAUUGUUAAGAACAUACCCCGUUGUUGUCUCACAUAUCAUUAUCUAAUCAAUGGCUAUUGCAUCAUCGGUGAAUUUAAACAAGCGAUUGCCUUGCUUAGAGAAUUGGAUGCAUCACCAAACAAAAUAUUUCCAUCUGCUAUUGUUGUCCCUACUUUAGUUACUGAAGGAGAGGUUAAAGAUGCUAAAACUGUAGUGGCUGUGAUGGUAAAAUGCGGUGUCAAACCUAAUGUUGCCAGUUAUCACUCAGUGAUUGAUCAACUAUACAGAGGUGAUGGAAAAGUUAAUAAGAUUGCACAAAUGCUCCCAACUUUGCUACUUGACAGACCUUCCCUCCAGUGGCGGAGCUAG